CUUCGCACUGAUAGCCCUUUUAAUAAUCUCGCUGUUGUGCAAGUCUCUUUCUAUCGCCGGAGGAAGAUUCUUUACCUCUCCAGAUUCCCAGACCAUCAGAUACAUAGGUGAGACAUGCCUGCGGUCCCCUCCCUUAAAGACAGCAGUGUUCUGGGCCCUGUUGGCCCUGUGUGCCCGCACGCUGCCAGGCUACGUGUCACCAACGGCAAUGGGGAUGCCAACGGAUCCUCCAAGAUCCAGGAAGGGCCGUUACAACUCCCAACCAAGGGGGGCGUCAGAGACAAGCUAGAGGUGGAGGACGUGACUGAAACCAUCCAGGCGGUGGGGGAGAGGAAGUGGAUCCGUCCCGACCUGCCCAGCCGGUGCACCUGGAGGCUGGGGGGCAGCCACGUCGACUCCCCCCACACCCAUCCUCAACAGACCAAAGCUCCUAAAAUCCUCAGCAACAUCCUCCGGAGGAUCGGUGACACCCCGCUGGUGCGCAUGAACAAGAUCCCCAAGACCUUCGGCCUCAAGUGUGAAAUCUUGGCCAAGUGUGAGUACUUCAACGCGGGCGGCAGUGUGAAGGAUAGGAUCAGUCUGCGUAUGGUGGAGGAUGCAGAGAGGGCAGGACAUCUCAAACCAGGAGACACCAUCAUAGAGCCCACCUCAGGGAAUACAGGUAUCGGUCUGGCCCUGGCUGCAGCUGUGAAGGGUUACCGCUGUAUCAUUGUCAUGCCUGAGAAGAUGAGCAUGGAGAAGGUGGAUGUUUUGAGAGCCCUGGGCGCAGAGAUCGUCCGUACGCCCACCAGCGCUCGUUUCGAUUCACCAGAGUCUCACGUGGGCGUGGCUUGGCGUCUGAAGAACGAGAUCCCCAACUCUCACAUCCUGGACCAGUACCGUAACCCUAGUAACCCCCUGGCCCACUAUGACACCACAGCAGAGGAGAUACUGGAGCAGUGUGAUGGGAAAGUGGACAUGCUGGUGGCAAGCGCUGGCACAGGCGGCACCAUCACUGGCAUUGCCCGCAAACUGAAGGAGAGGUGCCCCAACAUCAAGAUCAUCGGUGUGGACCCUGAAGGCUCCAUCCUGGCUGAACCAGAGGAGCUGAACAAGACAGACAAGACCCAGUAUGAGGUGGAGGGCAUCGGAUAUGACUUCAUCCCCACUGUACUGGACAGAUCAGUGGUGGAUAGCUGGUACAAGUCUAACGAUGAGGAGUCCUUCAACAUGUCCCGUAUGCUGAUCAGAGACGAGGGCUUGCUGUGUGGUGGCAGCUCGGGCACGGCCAUGGCAGCGGCGGUGAGGGUGGCCAAGGACCUGAAGGAGGGCCAGCGGUGUGUGGUCAUCCUGCCAGACUCCAUCCGCAACUACAUGACCAAGUUCCUGAGUGACAAGUGGAUGUUCCAGAAAGGCUUCCUGAAGGAGUCAGACAUCAUGGUAAACAAACCCUGGUGGUGGAACCUGAAGCUGCAGGGGUUGAACCUCUCUGCCCCUCUGACCGUCCUGCCCACGGUCAGCUGUCAGAAGACCAUCAAGAUCCUGAAGGAGAAAGGCUUUGACCAGGCCCCUGUAGUGGAUGAGGCUGGGCUGGUCCUAGGAAUGGUUACUUUGGGGAACAUGCUGGCCUCUGUGCUGGCUGGGAAGAUCAAACCCUCAGACCCAGUCAACAAGGUGAUCUACAACCAGUUCAAACAGAUCCGUUUGACUGAUAACCUGGGGAAGCUGUCUCGCAUCCUGGAGACGGACCAUUUUGCCCUGGUGGUACACGAACAGAUCCAAUACUUGACGGACGGCUCCCCCAGCCUGAAGCAGAUGGUGUUUGGUGUGGUGACGGCCAUCGACUUGCUCAACUUCGUCACGGCCAGGGAGAAGAGGGAGAGGUCCUUCUCUGAGUGCAGUGACCUGUGACCGUGUCCCCGUGACGGCUGGGUCAUGUGCGCACAAACACCUCGUGCACUCACACCUCGUGUACACACACAUGGAACACAUUAAUUAAACAUACAGCUCACAACCAACACACUGUGACUUUAAUGACAAUAUAAAGAACAUGAGGUCGUAUGAACUUGAUUGGUGGACAAACUGUUGUUGCUGCUUUCUCAUGACAUGAGUCAUUUAGCAGAUGGUCUUAUCCAGAGCGACUUACAGAUAGUGAGUACAAACAUUUUCAUACUGUUUCCCCCCAGCUGGUCCCCCGUGGGAAUCCAACCCACAACCCUAGCGUUGCAAGUGCAAUGCAUUCAUAUGAAAGUCUUAAAUCUUUGCUAUAUUUUGCUAGCUUGAUCAUAGAAUGUAGACACUGCCUACAGAGGGAAUUACCAUGUUGCUCUGUAGUGUUUAUUUAAAUGAUCAGAUUGUACCUCUUCCCAUGUACUAAAUCAAUAAUUGUGAAGCCAAUCUUUACUGGGGGAAAAAACGGUUUUAAUUGUGAUUAAUCAAUCAACGCAUUUCAACGCUAUGCAUAAUGACGUAACACUGCAACAAUUACAAAAAGGUUUGGGAAACAGACCUGUAUGUAGAUGUAUUUUUAAAGGUCCAAUGCAGCUGUUUUUAUCUGGAUAUCAAAUCAUUUCUGGGUAACAAAUAAGUAUUUUACUGUGAUUGUAUUCAAUUGAAACAAGUAGCUUCUUAGCAAAGAGCAAUUUCUCAAGCAAGACUUUAGCUAGGACAGUUUGGGAGUGGUCUGAGUGGGGAGGGGAAAACUCAACUAGCUGUUGUUGGAAGAGAGAUUUGGAACAUUUUGCUGUUAGUCUAUUAAAAAAUGUAUUACAUGACGAUGUCACCAUGGAAAGUCGAAACUCCCGCCCAUGCAAACCUGCUGAUUAGAAAGUCCUGUGUAGAUUACAUUUUCAACCAGCAACUAUCAGGAAAUAACACUAAUCACAUUUCUUCCCAUUUUUACAGUGUCAGUUUCAUCAGCUGUAUGAUAUAAAACACAGGAAAAACUGCAUUUUAAGACAGUGUUUUUCCUGUGUUUACAUGCUGUUGCACCAAAACAGGCUGGAAUUUCAGGCGGCCUUUUCAAACAGCUCUGACACUAAAAGGGCAUCAUCAUUUUAGCAAUUUACAUUUCAAUUAUUUAGCAGACGCUCCUAUCCAGAGUGAUUUACAGUAAUGAGUGCAUACUUUUUCAGUCAAUCUAAUGUAUUUAUAAAGCUCUUUUUAUAUCUGCAGAUGUCACAAAGUCCUUAUACAAAAAACUGAAAGAGCAAGCAAUGCAGAUGUAGAACAUAUUAAUUGUACUGUACUUUUCAACAUCAUACUUAAUGAAAAAUCUGACGUUUUGUUUCUGGAAUGGUCAAAUAUGUCUAGCUAGUAGCUACCAAAAUAUCAUUUUUUACAAGAUCAUAUGAAAUUAAAUAGUAUGAUUCAUAUGCCAGUAUAAUACAAGGUCAGAGAUAAUUUGGUGUGCCAACAAUGUAUUUGUACGGUUGUUUAUGCUUUUCACUUUGGACGUAUCAGAGUAAAAAGUCUUAUCGGGAUUUGUGUACUAUAAAAUCACUUUAUACUCUUAUGAAAAAAUAAAGUUGUUAAAACAUCUCUGAAUUUA
This is a messenger RNA of Salvelinus fontinalis (brook trout), 3529 nucleotides long. RefSeq names its product cystathionine beta-synthase a (gene cbsa). Gene Ontology annotation, cellular component: cytoplasm. The record is from RefSeq and is a predicted model, not a curated record. The coding region runs from base 115 to 1890 and encodes 591 amino acids. Lineage: Eukaryota; Metazoa; Chordata; Actinopteri; Salmoniformes; Salmonidae. The transcript has 15 exons. Gene Ontology annotation, molecular function: cysteine synthase activity; cystathionine beta-synthase activity.